Colletotrichum fioriniae is the source of this 693-nucleotide messenger RNA. The record is from RefSeq and is a predicted model, not a curated record. NCBI's taxonomy places the organism in Eukaryota, Fungi, Ascomycota, Sordariomycetes, Glomerellales, Glomerellaceae.
ACCUCCCUGCCCCCCAACCCCUCCCUCGACUUCUGGUCCUGGUCCGCCCUCUCCCUCCAAUACCUCGGCCCCGUCCCCUCCCAACCCUUACAAUCCCACCACGUCCUCCCCAUCCUCAUGCACCACUUUGGCUGCGCCACACCCUCCCACGAAGCCCUCUCCAUCAUCCGCCUGCUCGCCUCCGGCCGCGCGGUAGCAGACAUUGGGUCCGGGAACGGGUACUGGACGCACAUGCUCCGCGCUUACAACCUCACGGUGUACCCGGUGGAUAACCUCCAAUCAGAGUGGCGGACGAACUGGGUGUCCGAUACGAUCCCCUCCGACGGCGUCUCCUUUCUUACCUCCCAUCAGGGCGGGAAAGAUAUGGUGAUGCUAUUAGUCUACCCCGUCGUAGGCGGCUCCGUCGCGGGCGGGACGGAAGGGAGUUUCACGCGCGGGUUGGUGGAGGCGUAUAAAGGCGAUACGAUUGCCGUCGUCGGAACGCAGAAUGGGAACGGGUAUACGGGCUUUAAAGGGAUGACAAUGGCGGAGUAUAUGGCGAAAGAACAGCCCGACUGGGUGAGGGUGGUACAGAUUCCGCUGCCGAGUUUCGCGGGGAAAGAUGAAGCGUUGUUCGUUUUUCAGAGGGGGGAGAGGGCGCCGCCUAGGGAUGGGGGGUCGGGAAAGGAGGACGAGGGGGUGAAGGAUGCGUAG